Octopus sinensis (East Asian common octopus) is the source of this 712-nucleotide messenger RNA. RefSeq names its product trifunctional enzyme subunit alpha, mitochondrial. The transcript has 5 exons. Gene Ontology annotation, biological process: fatty acid beta-oxidation. The coding region runs from base 71 to 391 and encodes 106 amino acids. Gene Ontology annotation, cellular component: mitochondrial fatty acid beta-oxidation multienzyme complex. NCBI's taxonomy places the organism in Eukaryota, Metazoa, Mollusca, Cephalopoda, Octopoda, Octopodidae. Gene Ontology annotation, molecular function: enoyl-CoA hydratase activity; long-chain (3S)-3-hydroxyacyl-CoA dehydrogenase (NAD+) activity. The record is from RefSeq and is a predicted model, not a curated record.
GCGUGUCAUUGAAUUCAGUGCGGGACAGUGGACCAAAGGUCGAUUUCAGAAGUAACUCUCAACUGUAAGCAUGUUCAAUGCGACUGGAACGAUGAGGUGUAUCAGUAUCAGACUAAACUCCUUCUGCCGACAAGGAAUGCAUUCAUGGAGACAUUUUUCUUUAAGUUCAGCUCAAGCAGCUCGAGUUCAUGUAAACUAUGAAGUGAAAAAUGAUGUUGCAGUUGUCAAGAUGAACUCUCCAGAUUCAAAGGUAAAUACUUUAUCAAAGCCUCUACAACGUGAGAUUGUAGGAAUCAUGGAGGAAAUCUGGAGCAAUGAUCAAAUUAAAAGUGUUGUUCUAAUGUCUGGGAAACCUGGCUGUUUCUUGGCUGGGGCUGAUAUUGGACCUUAAAAUGAACUGCAUGAAAACAAAAUAUAUGCCAUUUGAAAACACAGCACAAAACCAAAUAGAGGUAGGAAGCAUUGACAUCAAGGAAGUAAAGGAAUACAUAUACUUGGGACAGAGUAAAUAUAUGCUGAGACAUGGAUGCUGAAUCCUUGAGAAACAUAAGGGCAGGAUGGAAGGCAUUUACCUUCAGAAAAGAGUACUCAAAGUAAAGCUGAAUAAGACUCUACAUACCAAUCUCUUCAGUAAUACCAUUCUACCUGCUCUCUUCUACGUAAAUGAGACAUGGGCUACUACAAAGUUGGAAGAAUAUAGAUCAGUUACAAU